Messenger RNA from Eucalyptus grandis, 909 nucleotides. Its product is annotated as mannose/glucose-specific lectin-like. The record is from RefSeq and is a predicted model, not a curated record. Lineage: Eukaryota; Viridiplantae; Streptophyta; Magnoliopsida; Myrtales; Myrtaceae. Bases 1 to 909 code for a protein of 302 amino acids. The transcript has 2 exons. Gene Ontology annotation, molecular function: carbohydrate binding.
AUGAGCUAUUAUGAUGGGAAACGUAAUUAUAGCGUGGGUCAAGCAGGUUACCACGAACCGGUGCACCUUUGGGAUAAGUUGACCCGCAAUGUGGCAGACUUCACCGCUCAGUUCAGCUUCGCCUUCGAUUCAGAACAUAACGAGGCAUUUGGCAACGGAUUGAUGUUCUUUCUCUCCCCCAACGGAUCUGACGUCCCGAGCUACUUGGGUGGAUGCAAUCUGAUUGUUGUAAGUGGGAUCCGAGACCCUUCUACCGCAUUUGUUGCCGUGGAAUUCAACGCUUUCUACAACAAUUCUGGGGACCCCCAGCGUGAACAUGGACAAAAUCAUGAGUGUGGACUGAUCAAUGCUUUAAUAGCAUACAAUUCUAGCAUGCGCAAUUUGAGUGUCCUCAUGAUCGAUGCCGCGGAUCCAAAAGGGAACGUUGCCGAGCUCUCCUAUUCAGUUAACUUGACUGAGCGUUUGCCAGAAUGGGCGACGGUCGAUUUCUCGGCGGCCACUGGGUUGAGCUCUGAGUUGCCUACUUUGUACUCAUGGGAAUUUAGCUCUAAUCUACGCGUCACCGAAAAUGUAAACAGCACAAUCAAUUCUUCUCCUGCAGACAGAAACGCAGGGGACAAGGUCAGAGCAAAGGGGAGUAAGUCAUGGGUGUGGUCAGUCAUAGGUUUAGCCUCCUCCUUGUUGCUCACUCUAGUUCUAGGCCUUGCCUGGUUUGGUCACAGGUCAAAGAAAAAGAUAAAUAACCAAAUUGGAGACGAGGAUGAUGUCCUGUCAAUCGAUGAAGAAUUUGACCAAGUGACGGGACCAAAGAAGUUCUCGUUUAGGGACUUGUCGCGGCGACUAAUAAUUUUGCUGAUGCGCGAUUGCUUGGGAAAGGGCAGUUCGGAAGAGUUUAUGAAGGUUGCUUAA